Molecule: messenger RNA, 489 nt
Organism: Candida albicans SC5314
Lineage: Eukaryota; Fungi; Ascomycota; Pichiomycetes; Serinales; Debaryomycetaceae
Gene: CTR2
Product: low-affinity Cu transporter
Exons: 1
Coding region: 1-489 (162 amino acids)
Biological process (GO): copper ion transmembrane transport
Cellular component (GO): membrane
Molecular function (GO): copper ion transmembrane transporter activity
Source: RefSeq, a predicted model, not a curated record
AUGGAUCACUUUGAGCACUCCGACGUCGGAUCCACAGUUUCUUAUCACAACAUGGAUCACAAUAUGCCUGGAAUGGAAGACAAAUGCUCCAUGAAUAUGCUUUUCACAUGGGAUUGGAAGAAUACUUGUAUUGUAUUCAAAUGGUGGCAUGUUAAGACAGAAAUAGGAUUUGUUUUAUCACUCCUUGCAAUUGUAUUAUUGGGCGCAUUAUACGAGUUCGUCAAAGCAUGGUUCAGUAAAUGGGAAAGGAAUGAAUUGGCAACAUUGGGUGCUUCCAAUGCUUCAACGAUAACACAGGAAAAACGAUUCAAAAUCAAAAGGGGAGUUUUGUAUGGUUUUCAAGUGAUUUACUCAUUCUGGUUAAUGUUAGUGUUUAUGACUUAUAAUGGAUGGUAUAUGUUAGCUGUUGGUGUUGGUGCUGGCUUAGGUAAUUGUAUAUGGGGGAGUUCCAGCGAAUCCAGCUCAUCUAGAAGCUUAUCAUGUCAUUAG